AUGUUGGACCCGGUCACGCCCAAGCAGGAUCCGCCUGCCUUCAAUUUGAGCCCAUCUGGGCCUGCUUCUCGUACGAGUUGGACUUGGAGCACGCCAGAAAUAAAAGGGUCCCGUUCGGUGUCCACGGGCAGCCAACAAUCGAGGCAGAACGGGAGCAGAGCGGCGGCGGCGGCGAGCGAGGAGGAGAUUGAAGCGGCGAAGGAAGAGCAGAGCGGUCGAGAGGAUGUCCCUCCGGUCUCUGGGUUCCCUUCUCACCCGAAGGUUGUUGAUCCCCCGUGCGCAGGCGAACAAGGCACUAGCGCCGGCGGCAGGCGUGCCACUGCCACCACGCUCUCUCCACUCACUCGUGAGUUUUAUUUCACCCAGAGGGAUUUCGCUCUUGGUGAUGGCGCAGGCGCAGGCGCUUAUGGUGGUGUUGCCGCGGCUGCCUUAGCUGGAUUGGUUGGAAUUCUGUAUUUCAGGAAAGGUGCAGAUGAGUCAGCCGGCGAGGUGACUAAGGAGGUGACUCGGCAGGAAGCAAAGAAGCAGUUGGCUGGGGAUGGAGCCAGGAAGCAAGGGGCCAUAAAAGAGGCAGAAACCAAAGAGGACAAUGACGACGACGACGACUUCUCCUUGGAGGAGUACCUUGCUAAGAUGACGAAGAUGGCUGCUGCGCAGAAGAAGGCUCGUUACGAAAGGUCUUGCAAGAAGGCUGUCAAGGAGGAGGCGACAAACAUUGAGGCCAUCAAGGAUGAAGCAGCCAUGAAGGAUGAGGCGGCCAUGAAGGCGCGGUUCGAGGAGUGGAUCAAAGAGUAUGGCAAGAGAUACAAAAACAAGGAGGAGAAGGCUCGGCGCUAUGAAUUGUUCAAGGCGUUUGCAAAUAUGGUGGACAAGGCAACCGCAGAAGGUGGGGCUGUCUUUAUCACAAACCAUACCGCAGAUUGGACCGAGGAAGAGUGCCAGUGUCUGUAUAGUGAUAUUGACUGGGAUGACUACCUCGAUCACAUCCGGUCUUUGAUUGAUAAGAAGAAUGCCAGGGCCAAGAAGCCUAGCAGGGACUGACAGUGUGGUAUGUUGUUAGUUUUCAUCUUUGAUCCAAUGAUUAGGGAUAGGUUCACUAAAUUAGUUUUGAGUAAAUAUUUUUUAAGAAGGGCUAAAUGAUCACGUUGGCUUGAACUUCUAGAGCACAUUGGCUUCACGUUGCGUUGGUGGGACUGGAUCACAUUGUUGCUCUCUUCUGCCAGCACCAAGGUGUUGAUAAAGGAAAAACAUUCUAUGCGACGGCAGGGAAGGUGAAUCUUCCAUGCGCGCGGAUUGCGCUAGGGUGACCUCACCUCCCCCUACUGUUCAUCAUAGUAAUGAAGGUACUCAAUGCUAUGAACUCCGAGGCGAAUCGGCGUGGAAUGCUCUCUUCGCUACUGGGCAACCUAAUCAAAUUCAGAUCAUCAGUCUUUGUCGAUGACCUGGUGCUAUUCGUACUGCCAAAGCAACAAGACUUCCAUUGUAUCUGGGAGGUCCUUGAAGUCUUUGUAGGCGCUUUGGGACUACUCAGUAAUAACCUAGAAAAGUGCCUAAUCACCGAUUCGUUGCCAAGGGUGCGAGACCACUUAUCACCUGCUCACUUUGUGUGUCUUCACGCAUGAAGUUUGGUGUCAAGUUCUGCGCCAUGUACACCUUGGUUGGUUGGCACCGAGGGUGGAUGAUGAGCUUCUGCGCCAUGUACAAUUUAUAUUAGUAAUUUAUAAGUUUAUCAUAACUAGAUAAAGACUACCUAGCUAGUAGGAGUAUCUGUUAU
Messenger RNA from Sorghum bicolor (sorghum), 1774 nucleotides. RefSeq lists its product as uncharacterized. The coding region runs from base 1 to 1041 and encodes 346 amino acids. NCBI's taxonomy places the organism in Eukaryota, Viridiplantae, Streptophyta, Magnoliopsida, Poales, Poaceae. The record is from RefSeq and is a predicted model, not a curated record. The transcript is spliced from 3 exons.